This is a messenger RNA of Cygnus olor (mute swan), 6612 nucleotides long. It is a transcript of the gene SLC7A1, whose product is annotated as solute carrier family 7 member 1. The record is from RefSeq and is a predicted model, not a curated record. Gene Ontology annotation, cellular component: plasma membrane. NCBI's taxonomy places the organism in Eukaryota, Metazoa, Chordata, Aves, Anseriformes, Anatidae. Gene Ontology annotation, molecular function: amino acid transmembrane transporter activity. Gene Ontology annotation, biological process: amino acid transport; transmembrane transport. The transcript has 12 exons. Bases 105 to 2003 code for a protein of 632 amino acids.
AGGACUUUCAAGGAGUCUUGGUUUUGGAGCAGGGUAUAAUUACCAUCGAUGCUGCACGGACUGAGGACAAGAAGACCAUUGCAGCUCUGAGGAGUUCACAGGAUAUGAAAGAAGGCCCAAACACAAGGAUGGAGUGCCAGAAAAUUCUCAAUUUCGGAAACCAGCUCCUUCGCCGGAAAAACGUGGACUGCACUCGAGAAGACAGCCGGCUCUCGCGGUGCCUCAACACGUUCGACUUGGUGGCCUUGGGCGUUGGCAGCACGUUGGGUGCGGGCGUCUAUGUCCUGGCCGGGGCCGUGGCACGGGAAAACGCAGGGCCUGCCAUCGUGAUCUCCUUCUUGAUCGCCGCCUUGGCUUCUGUGCUGGCCGGGCUCUGCUACGGAGAAUUUGGUGCCCGCGUUCCUAAGACGGGAUCAGCUUAUCUGUACAGCUACGUGACUGUGGGCGAGCUGUGGGCCUUCAUUACGGGGUGGAAUUUAAUCCUCUCCUACGUUAUCGGGACCUCCAGCGUGGCCAGAGCCUGGAGCGCGACGUUCGAUGAAAUCAUCGGCCAGCACAUUGAGGAGUUUUGUAGGAAAUACAUGACGAUGGAUGCUCCAGGAGUGCUAGCCAAAUACCCAGACAUCUUCGCUGUGGUGAUAAUCAUCAUCUUAACAGGGCUUUUAAUUUUUGGUGUGAAGGAAUCUGCCCUGGUGAACAAAGUGUUCACCUGCAUCAACAUCCUCGUCCUUGGCUUCGUCAUGGUCUCUGGCUUUGUGAAAGGGUCGCUUAAAAACUGGCAGCUGACUGAAGAGGACAUUUACAACACCAGCCACGGCAUUUCUUGGGACAAUCAUACCCAGGGAGAAAAGCUCUAUGGUGUUGGAGGGUUUAUGCCCUAUGGAUUGAAAGGAGUCCUCUCAGGGGCAGCCACGUGCUUUUAUGCUUUCGUUGGAUUUGACUGUAUUGCUACUACAGGUGAGGAGGUGAAAAACCCUCAGAAGGCCAUUCCCAUCGGCAUCGUGGCGUCUCUGCUCAUCUGCUUCGUGGCUUAUUUUGGUGUGUCAGCUGCCCUGACGCUCAUGAUGCCUUACUACCAGCUGGAUACCAACAGCCCUUUGCCCAAUGCCUUUAAAUAUGUGGGUUGGGAUGGGGCCAAUUAUGCGGUAGCGGUCGGUUCCUUGUGUGCACUUUCUACAAGUCUCCUCGGCUCCAUGUUUCCAAUGCCUCGAAUAAUUUAUGCUAUGGCAGAAGACGGACUUCUCUUUAAGUUUUUGGCCAAAGUCAACGAGAAGAGAAAAACUCCAAUAAUUGCAACGGUGACAUCAGGAGCCAUUGCAGCUGUUAUGGCUUUUCUCUUCGACCUGAAAGAUCUCGUGGAUCUCAUGUCUAUCGGGACCCUCCUGGCUUACUCCUUGGUGGCAGCCUGCGUGCUGGUGUUGAGGUAUCAGCCAGAGCAGCCUAAUUUGGCUUACCAGAUGGCUCGAACAACAGAGGAGACAGAUAACAACGAGUCUGUGAGCACCAGCGAGUCGCAGGCUGGGUUUCUGCCAGAGGAAGAGGAGAAAUGUUCCCUCAAAGCCAUACUAUGUCCCCCAAAUUCAGACCCUUCCAAAUUCUCCGGCUCAGUGGUGAACGUCUCGACCUUCAUCAUCGGUUUCCUUAUCGUGGGCAGCUGUAUCUUGACUGCCCUCGAGCCAAGCGUUCUGAUAAAGGCCGUGUGGAUUAUUGCUGCAAUACUGGUUCUCGUUGUCAGCUUCGUUAUAUGGAAACAGCCUGAAAGCAAGACCAAGCUUUCCUUUAAGGUACCUCUUUUGCCCCUUCUUCCUAUUGUGAGUAUUUUUGUGAAUGUUUACCUCAUGAUGCAGCUAGACCUUGGCACGUGGAUACGAUUUGCAGUCUGGAUGCUCAUAGGCUUUAUCAUCUACUUCACCUACGGAAUAUGGCACAGCGUGGAAGCCACGUACGCAGCCUCGGCGGACGCGGAGAGAACCACGGAGGCUGGCUCGGACAGCUGCAAAUGACUGCGCGCUGGGCUCACGGGCACCUGGGGAACCGCUGCAGCUGAGGCAGCUGUGCCAGGGGGGUCCCGAAGCGUUGCCCCCGGUUAAGCAGUAAUGCAGAAGCCAGGAAGCACAACGUGGGAAUCCCCGGCCCUGUUGCUGCAGCUUGCAGUUUGCUUCGUAGCGCAGUUAAAAGGGAUGGCAAGGAAAAAAGCCGCACCUCUGGCAUGCUCCCGGCAGCGCUGUCAGCUAACCCGGGGCUAUGCGCUUCCCCUCCUCCCUCUCCUGUUUUUUAUUUUAAUUUUAUUUUUUAUUUUUUAGUGCGUGUAGAAAGAAAACGGCUUCUGUGUGCCAGUUAACCUUAAAUGCUGCUAUGAAACCAGGCCUCCCAAAGGCCCUCCUUUCAGUAGCCCUGGGAAUUACCUCCCCCCAGAUACUCUACCUGAUCAUACACGGAGCAGAUCCGCAAUGCUACUGUCGUGCUUAGACCAGAUCGUUACUUCACCUGAUGCGAGCUGUACCACUUGUGUACGCACAAAAAAAACAAAAAGGCUCUUGCCAAACACAAGCUUUCACCUGGUUAAGAAAGCACCCGCAAGAUUUACUUUCUUUAAAGUGUUGGGUUUCAUAGUUUUUACUGUAUUUAACUUUUUUUUUUUUUUUUAACUCAGUAUUCGUAUGCUUUAAAGCGCACCACUUCUGUGGGAUGUUGGGAGGGUUUCUGGUUGCUGCUUGUUGGGUGAGUGGUCAUUUGCCAGCGUGCAGAUAACGCAGACGGAUGUUCCUGCUAACUGUGUGCUCAGCAGAGGGGUUUCCAGGUUUUGUCAUAAAACCAGCUGGUGCGAAUACUUGAAUGGCUUUAAUAGCACGGGUGUCUCCAAAGAGCCUUCCUACCUCUUCGCGUCAAAAAUUGCCAGCGGUGGGGCCCAACUGGUGGGGUGGCAGAAGUGCUCUCGAGCCCGGGUCAGAAAAUAAGUAGGGCCCCGCUUUCCUCUCCGUGCAUCAGGUUGGUUGGAAGUCGGAAGAGCUGCCCCAGCGUGGGCCACGUGAAUUAAGCAAAGCAUUCGGGUGCAUCUCCUGCGCCGUGCCAGGGCCGGGCUUGCUGUGGGCUUGCUCUCCAGUGCCUGGCCACUGUGAAAGGUGGGAAAUCUCCGUCUUUGGAAGCGUUCAGAGUUGGGUUGGAUGGGGCUUUGAGCAACCUGGUCUAGUGAAAGAUGUCUCUGCCUGCUCCAACCCAUGCUGCAAUUCUGUGACAUUCAGAGGUGAGGCCAGGGUCUGCGUGGAGUUGGCAAUCCAGAGGUCGCCUCGGCUUUGCUGUAAGACAAUUUUUUCUUAAUUCCCUCAAAUAUCUUUCCCCAGCCAAAUUCCUUGCCCUAAAAAAGGCUUGCUAAAGCAUUAGAAAGGUGGGUCAUGCCCAUGUAAUGCCACUGAUUUAAACUCACGUUUUAGCUUGUACUGAAAAGCAAAUCCUGAACAGAUACUGCAGAAAACCCCUUCCCUAACUUGGCUGGAUGCUGCCUUAGGUGCCCUCCACAGCUUGAUGUGCUUGUCAGCACAGCUCUCGGGGGUGAAGGGAAGGGCUCCUGUCCCCGUCGUACUGACGGAGAGCUGAGGAACAGGCUCCUAAAUUUGACUUGAGCAGGGGCUUGCCGGGAUGGAGUUGGAUGGAGUGACUGGAAGCUGUGCUUUGCUUUCUGGGUGCGUUUUCAGGGCGCUUUUGUACCGGCAGAUGGUCUUGACCAUCUGCCAAGCCUUUUUUCCUUCUGCACAUAUGAAGUCUUUGCUCAUGCAGGGAGAGAAGAAUAUCAAAAUUAAAACCCAUGAGGUUGAGAUCUGUUUUAUUUUAAACACGGGCAAACUCAAUGCACUCCACAGCCUCCUGAAAAGAACUGAAGAUGUGGUAGGAGGGCAAAAAAAAAAAGGAAAACUCAGAGGGGAUUUAAGUUUCCCAUUGUACCAAAAAUGUAAGGACAUUUUUCUCUACCUUGGGUACCGGUUGUGAGCAAUUAAGACAUUCAGCAUCGACGAUAUGAAUUCUGACUGGAAGGGUGUUUCCAAAGAGAAUUAUUUAAAAAUAUGCAGAUUUCUUGCUGUAUGUAUUUUUUUUUUUUUUUAAAUAUAAAUGUUAACUUAUUUUUUGUUGUCUGCUUAGGGAUCUGUUCUGGUAUUUAUAUUCCGUAACUUGACUUCAGCUUUUGUGGCAUGUAAUUGCAGCACUUAGAAGAAAGGGGAAGUCUGGGCUGGGGCCAUUUUUCUUUGGCUUCUUUUUCCUCCGAGGAGGUUCCAUAGGAAAACCCUUCUGUUCCACCAGAGCUUGCAUUCAGAUGUGCCGUUACCCGUCCCAGCCCCAGAGCCACCUGCUGCAAAUCUGCUGUGGGAGUUGAGGGCUUUUCUCUCCGUCUCAGGCUCCUGCAGCCCACCCUGGCCCACCUCUCUGGAGGUUUUGGUGCCACUUUUCGGAGCCGUGCUGUCCCUGGCACGAUGUGCCCGCAGGGACACGAGUGGCAGGAGGGGACAGCGGUUUUGGCACGGGCUCCUCGUGGCUCCGUCCCCCCUCGCUUCUCUUUUGUAACCCGAAAAGUGAAAAAAAAAAAAAAAAAAAUACUGGGCUCCCUCUUUCUAGGAUGAUGCCCAGGACUUUGCGAAUAGGUGAGUUUUUAUUUUUUAUUUAAUUUUAUUUUGUUGGUUUAUUUUUGUCUCUGCCUCCCUGCUGAUGUCUGCAUGUAACAUAGAUGAAGCCAGGUAUGUUUGAAGACAUGCAGCUGCUGCUAUAACCUCGCUGUUGUGAACAAUAUGCCUUCACUCGUUUGAGCUUUUCUUUGUAAAUAGUUCAGUAAUUAUUUUGUUUUGUUGUUGCAAGAGUGUUUUGUACAGAUGCAGAGCAUUUCACUGUAUGAGGAGGUGGGAGGAGCAGAGGAGUGAUGCCUUGCUCGGUGCAAGAACAGAUCCUUUUGUGUCUGUGAUAAACACAGCCUGCCUGGUCCUCUGGAGCAGGAUCUGGCCCGGAGGUCUGACCUUAUUUUAGCCUAUUUGGUCGGUCCCAGUUUGCUCACUGCAGAGAAGCCCUCCGACACGGAGCCAGCCAGCCUUUCCCCAAGGAAAACUGUCACAACAGCGCUCCCCCGAGCUAAGUGCUUGGCGUAAAAAAAACAAAACAAAACAAAAAACUACUAGAUUUUGCUUAUUUGCUUACAAAUUUAAUUCUCUGGUUGCUGAAAGUCAUUACCGGCUGGGUUUUGGCUUCAUUUUGUGUUCUUCUCACCCCUCGGGGUGCAUUUUGCCACCGGUUUGGGCAGCGGCCGUCAGCGCCCGGUGCGUGCCGUCCCCCUCGGCGGCUGCAGCUCUGCGCCGCGGGGUGCAGCAGGACGGGGAGGGGAGCCCCUGCGGCCCUGCUCCUUGUUUUUGGGCAGGGUUUGGGAAGAACUCCCAUUCGCAGGGUGCCAGUCGCUGGCUGCGUCGUGCCUGCGGGGAGCUAGCAUCUCUCCUGCUGGCUCGGGGAGCAGCAAGCAAUAUUAUUAGGUUAUUAUGUUUGUGUUUUGUAAGAUCAGCUUCUUUAGCGGUGGCGUUUUACGUAUUAACCGAUUCCAGUGGGAUUUCUCAAAUUCCUGCUAGCACAAGCAUUUCCACCCCCAGAAAACCACUUACAAAUGAGCUUUUGUUAUCAUCUGUCCCGGUGAAUAAGCGAGCACACGCCGGCCUGGCGGGCAGCGGAGAGGGUUUGGAGGGGUGGAGGACACGCCGUGCCGGUUCCCGUAGCAGAAGGCUCCCCGCAGUCCCCCCCUGCAUCUCAGCACCAUCCCCUUUUAAAGGACGCCUGUUCCCUCUCGUGGAAAAAGCAUCUCUGCUUCUAAAUCCUUGGAUAACCUCCCGAUGCCCGCUGGGCUUGAGUUUUUGGGGAGGAAUAGGGCAGGUCGCCCUUCGAGCGGUGUCAGCAUGGUGCGGGGCUGCGGGGCGGGCGAAGGGAGGGCACCCCACGAGGGCACGGUGCUGAGGGUCCCCAGCCGCUCGCACCGGCAGCCUCACGGGCUUUUCUCAGGGUAUUUGCUCCUGCUCCAAGACACGGGGCGAGCCUGCUCGGUGCCACACUUUGUGGCCCUGCCUUCGAGCCACCCGUGCCAGGAGAAGGGCAGGGAGCACGGUGCUGCCCACCCCGGAGCCGGUGUGCUACCAAAUGAGUGGUGAGCGAGGGCCGUUCCUUCAGCGAAGCGAUUUUUACUGACUGAAGCCAUGGAAGAGUCUGUAUAUUUUUAUUUUUUAAUUAUUAAGCGAAGUGUAUAUAGCUUUCUGUUGUCUGAUGGUCUAUUUUCCUAAUGAUUUUCCCAGAAUAUUUCUUACAGGCGUGGUAAAUAGUUUUAAUGCUUGUUCCGCAAACAAAUCUACUUUUUAAUCUUUGUUUUGGGUUUUGGGGUUUUUAUUUGGUUUCGUUUGGGUUUGUUUUUUUAGCUGUGUUCAUGUAGCAAUUAAAGCCUUAAGUUCUACAAUGUGAAACUUGCCCCCAGAGCACAGCGCGAGCGUGCAGCGUACUUUUUAUCCUGCCGACACUGUAAAUACUUCUCCCCCAAACGAAGCUUUUGGAAUUUGGAAAUUCACUUGUAAUUAUGUGGUACAGCAUUAAAACAUUUUUUUCUCA